CAAAUACGGUGACAGAGGGGACGUAGGCUUCCGUGCACGGACGCUGUGAGGGCACCUAAGUCGCUGUACAACAAAUUCGUCCGAAGUCAGAUAGGAUUGCCCAGGUUUAGGACUACAAGAAUAAAUUGCGUGCAUGUUAUUUCGGUAGAAAUACCUGCCGGUAUUGAAAAUUGAUAUUGUUGGAUAUAUAUUGAAAUUGCACAUAGGUAACGCAAGUGUAUCUUCAUAUUGGACUCCGCCUGCGAAUGCUGAAGGACAGACGCGUACAUGAAACCCGGACAAGAUGGAUGCGUGCCACAUGCCAGGCAUGAGGAUGCUGUAAGGUGGCUGAAGGUCAGCAGGAGAAAAGGCCAACUAUCUCCCACCUGAAAGUUCCACUGUAGCAAAUGCUGACAUCCUCCGGAUGCCCUUUUGCUAGAGAGGAACUGAAGAUCCGAAAGUUGGCUUUAUAGAAGAAGUUUCAGAGUCAAAAGCCAGGUCGUGCUUCAGACUGAUCCGAAGCUGGGAACCAUGAGUAGAACUGUGCUCUUGGUUCUGUUGCCCUGCAUCUGUCUGGCACUUAUGAGGUGUCAGUAUGUCUUAGCCAGCACGUUCUGCCCAGCACAGUGCGUCUGUGAGACCCGCCCAUGGUACACUCCUCAGUCUUUAUACCACCAAGCCAGGACCGUGGAUUGCAAUGAACUGCAUCUGAGCAGGGUUCCAUCCAACAUAUCUGGGGACACUCAGGUCCUGCUUCUGCAGAGCAACAACAUUUCCCACAUUACUGUAGAACUGCAGAAUCUCAUAAAUCUCACAGAACUGGACCUCUCACAGAACCACUUUGAGCAGAUUCAGGACAUCGCGCUGAACAACCUAACUCAGCUCAUCACCCUCUACCUAGAGGAGAAUCAGGUACAGGCACUACCAGAUUUCUGUUUGAAGGACCUGGUCAGUUUAGAAGAGCUGUACAUCAACCACAAUCAGAUUUCUUCCAUUGGUCCCAAAGCCUUUUCUGGAUUGGGGAACCUGCUAAGGCUUCAUCUUAACUCCAAUCGGCUGGUAGCCAUAGAUAGCCAUUGGUUUGAGUUCCUUCCCAACCUGGAGAUCCUCAUGAUUGGAGAGAACCCCAUAUUGGGGCUGCAGGAUAUGAACUUUUAUCCUCUUUCCAAACUACACAGCUUGGUGCUAGCUGGUAUGGGGCUCAGAGAUGUUCCUCCAGGGGCCUUUCAGGGACUAGAAUACCUUGAGAGCCUCUCCUUUUUUGACAACAAACUAAUUGCUGUGCCCACAGCAGCACUCAGUGGGCUGCCUAACCUCAAGUUCUUGGACCUCAACAAAAACCCUAUUUCCCGGGUGCAGGAAGGUGAUUUCCAAAACUUCCUCCACUUGGAGGAGCUCAGUCUCAACAACAUGGAAGAGCUGGUGGCCAUUGAGAGAGGAGCCUUCAGUAAUCUUCCAGAGAUGGCCAAAUUGGAAAUCUGCAAUAACCCUCAUCUAUCCUACAUCGACCGUGCUGCUUUUCAGGGUGUGGAGGGUCUACACAUCUUACUAGUCAGUAACAAUGACCUCAGCCUCUUGCCCCAUGAAGUUUUCGCUUCUUUUCCAAAUCUGGAUGAGAUCAGUCUGCAUAGCAACCCGCUUCGAUGUGACUGUCUUUCCGUUUGGUGGUCUGUCCUGGGAAACCAGUCUACUCUGAGGCUUCUGGAGUCUCAGACUACCCUCUGUGCCUCCCCACCCCAGCUGACUGGCCAUACAUUGCAGGAAGUUGUUGCAAGUUGGAAUCUGGCCAGCAACACCUGCCUCCCACUGAUUUCCCUACAUACCUUCCCCCCUGAACUGAAUGUCACUGCUGAACAACCCCUGACUCUGAAUUGUUGGGCCAUGGCUGACCCUGCACCUCAGUUUUACUGGGUGACACCAACUGGAGAUAAGGUCACCACAGAGGUUCUCUCACAAGAGGCGGAUAGCAGCAAAAGCAAAAAACAUAGACUACAAGAUCAGGGAACUCUAGAGAUCCUCCAUGUGGAACCAACAGAUGCUGGUCUCUACACAUGCGUUGCAUGGAAUGCAGAAGGGGCCGACACUCGCAGCGUCACAGUUCACGUGGACAAGAGUGACUGGCAUAAUAGAGGACCGGAAGUUGGCGAGCAAGGAAAUUCCACGGGGUCCUUGGUUGUCCUCGCUAAGGUCAUCCAUUCCCAGUCUGUGGUGCUGGAAUGGAAACUGUACCCCUUGGUUAGCACCUCCAGUCACGACGUCACUCAACCCAAGUGGUCCAGCGCUACAAUGAAAAUUGACAACCAGCAGAUUAGCUAUACGGCAAAGGUCCCCGUAGACGUCCAAGAAUAUAAUCUUACACAUUUGUUGCCAUCCACAGAGUACCAGGUUUGUCUGACCAUGGUCACCUCAGAGCACCAGACCCAAUGGUCCUGCAUUAAUGUGACCACGAAAGAGGCCAGCUUUGCUGUUGAGAUCGUGGCACAGCCCACCAAUGUAGCACUGGCUGCAGUAAUGGGCUCCAUGUUUGCCAUCUGUAUCAUGGCCCUGUUGGUCUUCUACAUGGGACACCGCAUGAAACAGAAAUCAUGCCACCACUCUCUGAAAAAGUACAUGCAGCACGCAACCUCUAUCCCUCUGAAUGAGCUUUACCCGCCUCUCAUCAACCUCUGGGAAAAUGAGGCUGAGAAGGAGAAGGAAGGACCAGUUGACCCUCAGAACCCACAGAUAGAUACCUCAAAGACAUACAUGUGGUAAUGUGAAGCAAAACGUAGAAGGAAAAGACUUUCAAAUAGAUGUAUGACCUAUGCUAGAUGUUAGGAGUAGGCAUCCCUAAAUCUGGAGUGUCGGCAUCCAGAGCAGGUUUUCCAUCCUACCUGGUCUCUGAUGAGCCACACCUGGUCACAGGCAGAUGGCAACUCAUCGGGUAGGAUAGAAAACCUGCUGGAUCAGGGUAGCCUACCCCUGCUGUAGGUAAUUAUAGUUUUUUGUUCACCAGAACAAUUUGAUUGUGAAAAUUUUAAUGUAUUUUUACCGUGUGUUAUUCCAAGUCCCUCACAAGGCCGCAUUAGAAAUAGCAGAUGCCCUGCUGAAUGCACACACAGCAGUUAGGCAGUGACAUCUACUAAUCAACAUGCCUGGGGGAGUCUGAGAUGUUAAAAUAGAAAUUCCCUCAUGAUCCAAUGCCAUUAAGACAGAGACUUUGCCUGAUUUAAUCACUUGUAUUGUUUGUAUUUUUACUGGAAAAUAAAUCUUGGCUCCGGAAGUAGUACAGUUUUGAGGACUGAUGAGUGUGACUGUUUGAACAUAUGGCCUAUAUAGACAAUAGCUACUCUUCAGAUACUGUUGAUUAGUGAAUCCUCACACCAUGGGUCCAGGUCAAAUGUGAAAGCUAAUUGACCCAGGCAGCUGUGUGAUCAGAACUAUGAAAAGAAAUUUUUUAAAGCAAUACCGCAUUCCCUUAAAACAUUCAAAAUGCACCCUCACUCUUUCUGGUAGCAAAUGGCCUUAUCAAUCUGAAAGCAUGCAGGAUAAUCGAGUGGCCUCCUGUCUAUGCCGUACCGCAGCCUUGAGCUCUGUGGUGCCUGGGCUAGGCUCUGGGUCCCGUGUGACCCCGACCAGGAUAAUUGAGUGGCAUCCUGUCCAUGCCGUACCGCAGCCUUGAGCUCUGUGGUGCCUGGGCUAGGCUCCGGGUCCCGUGUGACCCCGACCAGAAUAAUCGAGUGGCAUCCUGUCCAUGCCGUACCGCAGCCUUGAGCUCUGUGGUGCCUGGGCUAGGCUCCGGGUCCUGUGUGACCCCGACCAGGAUAAUUGGUUAGAAGAUCACAUUCAGUUACUGAAGAAGCAGCCAGUGGGUCAAAGUAGAAUAAUGAAACUUUUAUUCCUUUCACUGAUCACCAUCAUACACUCAUAAGAAAUUUACAUGCUUUUUACUAACCACACUCAGCCGCAGACUGUACAGAGGCAUCUUUGAAAGUCAGGCAUAGCUUUUUACUAAUGUUUUAAAUCUGAAAAUCUUUAGCUUCAGUGUCUGCAUUUUGCUUAAGGUCUUUGUUCCCAACAUUAGAACUUUGUGUAGAAGUUUGUGGAUUAACACUCUGGCAGUUGAAGGGGUAAAGCUGCAGCGGGGUACUGGUUUAACUGUUCUGUCAACAUCUUGUAUAUAUAGUCACAAUGAACAAAAAUAAAUACUGGUUAGGCAUAAUAAUUCAUGUCAAAGGAAAUUGGCUGCCGGUCCAGUCUGCCUGACUGAGCCUGUUCUGGUACACGAGAUCUGCCUGUUCUGUCUUAAGUUAUUGUGAAACCAAGUCCCCUGGCAACUAUCAAGGACAAUAUCAACGAAAGCUGCUUCCUUGUUCGAGAUGAUCGUUUCUGUAUGACUGGCACAGUGAGACCAGCUACUACAUGCCUGCCGCACAGUUACAGCAAUCCCAGGCAGCAUUGGCCAUUUGACCACAACCUGAUGGCAGUUGAUAUAGAUAUAAUUUGACAUCAUUAUUGUUUUCUAAAAAAAUCUAAUUGAUUAAAACUGUAUUAUUGUUAUAUUGAAAUGUUGUAAAUGAAUAUAGAACACAAGUAGGCUAUUCAAUAAAUUGUUUAGUGCUACAUUAAUGUCUGUUUUUAAUAAUUAUAACAUAUUUGAAAGAAAGUUAGAAAAGAUAUGUAUAUAUCUUAUUAGUAUCAGAUCAUGAGUAUAAUUACAACUGUAUGCUUAAUUUUUAUAUUUUUAAUCAUAAUUUUGAUGACAUGUUGGUUUUUUUUAAAUAUAUUUAAUUUUACAAUGUCAAACCACAGUACACACUUGUUAAAAAAUACAAAUCAGCUAAACAACUAUAUCUAAAUAUUUAUUUUGUCCUAAAAAACUGUUGAGAAAGCUCAAGACUGGAAGAGUAUUUGAAUUCUUGUAUUUAGAGCAACUAUUCCCUGAAAUAGAAAAAACAAGUUCAAUGCUCCUGUACAUAACACAGUAACUGCCCUGACACUGAAACAGACACUGAAACAGAGAUACUGAAACUGCCUCAGUUUCAGCGUGCAUUUUAUAGUUACUGAUGUUGGACAUGAAGAUUUAACUCAUAAUAGAAGCAUAGAAUUGUCCAAAAUGUCUUGGUACGCUGAACCAUUAAGAGAGCCCUUCACUGGAACUAAGGGUGUCUAGCCCAACCGUUGAAAAACAACCCCAUACCAUUAUCCCUCCUUCACCAUAUAUUACAUUUGGCACAAUGCAGUCAGGUAGGUAACAUUCUCCUGGCAUCUGCCAAACCCUGACUUGUCCAUUCGACUGCCAGACAGAGAAGCGUGAUUCAUCGCUCCACAGAACACAUCUCCACUGCUCCAGAGUCCAGUGGCAGUGUGCUUUACACCAGUCCAUCCAACACUUGGCAUUGGUCUUGGUGAUGUGAGGCUUGCAUCCAGCUGCUCGGCCAUGGAAGCCCAUUCCAUGAAGCUCCCAGCGCACCGUUUUUGUGCUGGAGUUAAUGCCAGAGGAAGUGUGGAACUCUGCAUUAAUUGAUUCAACAAAGCCUUGGAGAUUUUUACGCACUAUGCGCCUCAGCACUUGCCAACCCCACUCUGCUACUUUACAUGGCCUGUUACUUCGUGGCUGAGUUUCUGUUGUUAUUAAACGCUUUCACUCUACAAUAAUUCCAGUUACAGUUUACAGUGGAAUAUCUAGCAGGGAAGAAAUUUCACGUACUGACUCAUUGCAAAGGUAGUAUCCUAUCACAGUACCAUGCUUGAAUUCACUGAGCUUUUCCGAAUGACCCAUUCUUUCACAAAUGUUUGUAAAACUGACUGCAUGGCUUGGUGCCUGAUUUUAUACACCUGUGGCAGUGGGUCUGAAUGAAACACCUGAAUUCAGUUAUUAAGAGGUGUGUCAAAAUACCUUUGUCCAAGCAGUGUAUCAUCCAUCCAUCCCUUCAUCCAUCAAUCAAUCCAUCCAUCCAUCCAUCAAUUCAUCAAACUUUUAACCACUUAUCAUGUAUGGAAUGCCAGUCUAUUGCAGAGCACACACACUAUGGACAACUUAAAGGCACCAAUUAGCUUAGCCACGUGUCUUUGAACGGUACGACCAAAGGCGGAGUACCCAGUUGAACUCUCUGUGGCAUGAGGAGAAUAUGCUAAUUCCAUGCACACAAAGUGGAGACAGGAAUCAAACUCCCAGCCCUGGAGGUCACACUGCAUCACCAUGCAACCCAAACAUAUUACCAUUUUAUAUUCAUUUUAAUAGUCAGUAAAUGGCGGGGUAUUUCUAAUAAUGUCUGAGUACAUUGCUGUACUUUAAGUAAUUGAUUCAUAAUGCAACAUGACAAUGAUCUUGGUGUCUGUGUUUAAUAUAAAUUUCAUAUAGAAGAAUAUUUUAAAAAACCGAUGUGAGUGUAUUUGUGAAAAGAUUUCAAGAUGAUAAUAAAAUCAGACUUAAAAA
Messenger RNA from Brienomyrus brachyistius, 6397 nucleotides. RefSeq lists its product as uncharacterized. NCBI's taxonomy places the organism in Eukaryota, Metazoa, Chordata, Actinopteri, Osteoglossiformes, Mormyridae. Gene Ontology annotation, molecular function: protein binding. The transcript has 3 exons. The record is from RefSeq and is a predicted model, not a curated record. Bases 511 to 2733 code for a protein of 740 amino acids.